Messenger RNA from Dendroctonus ponderosae (mountain pine beetle), 3155 nucleotides. RefSeq names its product AMP deaminase 2. Gene Ontology annotation, cellular component: cytosol. Gene Ontology annotation, molecular function: AMP deaminase activity. Gene Ontology annotation, biological process: AMP metabolic process; IMP salvage. The coding region runs from base 243 to 2567 and encodes 774 amino acids. NCBI's taxonomy places the organism in Eukaryota, Metazoa, Arthropoda, Insecta, Coleoptera, Curculionidae. The transcript has 8 exons. The record is from RefSeq and is a predicted model, not a curated record.
GCGUGCCAAGAUCAAUAUUUCCAGUUCCUUUUACACGAAAACCCGUUUCAGAAGUGUACGCGCGUCACUGAAAGAUAACCAAAAUCGCUCCGACUUAUUUAUCUGAUUGCCCAUUCUUCACUAUAACAGUACUUAAACAACACAUAUUGAGUGGAUUGUUCCGUUCGCAUGCUUGAAACAAACGCGUCCAGUGUUCCAGUACUGAAUUCGAUAAAUCAGUGUCCGUAAAACGUUUGCGAAGCAUGGGUGAAGCGAUGUUGGUAAAUGGUCUGAGGACCAUUCGAAAGGCGAAUUCAAUGGGUUUCGACUCAGAUAGCAAUGAGGCGGAUGGGGAGCCGAUAUCAGCUAAGCAAAUUUUAGAGCAGAGAAUAGGUAACGAAAGUCCGUCCUCAUUCGCCGGAAAUGCUCCAUUUCCAGACACCGAACCCGAACUACCCAAUGAAAUCUCAGCACCAUACGAAGUGCCGCAAUUUCCUAUUGAACAAAUUGAAAAGAAACUGCAAAUCCAGCGGCAAUUAACCACAAAAGCUUUGGAAGACCGUCGCAGCCACUACGAGCCAUCAAUUGGAGGCGCGCCAGUAGUGGACGAUUUGGAUGAUCAUGAACUCUAUGUGCCUCAUUUCCAAAGGGUUUCCAUAUCGGGCGAAGAUACCAGUGGGGUGAGUUUUAAAUGUGCUGGUGGAUUCAUGUCUUUUCUGGCGCUCUGUAUAAAACUGUCAUCCGCCGCAUAUCAAUCAUCCCUAAAGCAGAAAUGUACUUCAAUGAAUCGUCCAGUAUUUAUGGCGUUUCGGAUGCUAAAAAUCGGAGAAGAGAGCGGUCCAUCAAUCGAAAGAAGGGAAAAUGAUCCCAUUUGUGUUGUAGAACAUGGAAUUCAUCAUCCUCCGAGAACGCAGCCCUGGGAAGCGCCAGAAACGCCGGAAACUGGGGAAAUUUUCGUCAACAAAGCCGGCGUCUACACCAUUUACCGCGAUGAAAACGCGGUGAAAGAAGGCACAGCGAACGACUACGCUUAUCCGGAUGUGGUUCAAUUCACCAACGAUUUCUACACCAUGUGCAACAUGAUAGCUGACGGGCCAUUAAAAUCAUUCUGCUAUCGGCGCCUCAGCUAUCUUUCCUCAAAGUUCCAACUGCACGUGCUUCUGAACGAGCUUCGCGAGCUGGCCUCACAAAAGGCGGUUCCUCAUCGCGAUUUCUACAACAUCCGCAAAGUCGACACUCACAUUCACGCCGCGUCCUGCAUGAAUCAGAAGCAUCUGCUGCGCUUCAUUAAGAAGGCGCUGAAGAACAAUGCACAUGAAGUGGUGACGGUCACCAAUGGCAAAAAGAUGACGCUACGCGAAGUGUUCCAGUCGAUGAAUCUGACGCCGUUCGAUCUAACUGUGGACAUGUUGGACGUCCAUGCGGAUAGAAACACCUUUCACAGAUUUGAUAAGUUCAACGCCAAGUACAACCCGAUCGGAGAAAGUCGACUGAGGGAAGUUUUUUUGAAGACUGAUAACUAUAUUCAAGAAAAAUACUUUGCUAGUAUCAUCAAAGAGGUGUCCAGCGAUCUGGAGGAAUCCAAAUACCAAAAUGUCGAGCUGCGUUUGAGCAUUUACGGAAAAAGCAAGGACGAAUGGGACAAAUUAGCUGCAUGGGCAAUAGAUUCGAACGUUUAUUCCGAUAAUGUGCGCUGGUUAAUCCAAACACCCAGACUCUUCGAUAUCUUCAGGCUAAACAAGGUGCUGACGAACUUCCAGCAGGUGAUCGACAACAUUUUCCUGCCGCUUUUCGAAGUCACUGCGCGUCCGAGCAGCCACCCGAAUUUGCACAAAUUCCUGCAGUAUGUAAUCGGGUUUGAUUCGGUGGAUGAUGAGAGCAAGCCGGAAAAGAAUCCGCUUUUCGAUAAAGACACCCCGAAGCCAGAGGAAUGGUGCGACGAUGAAAACCCCAAUUACGCCUACUACAUGUACUACAUGUAUGCGAAUCUGUCGGUUUUGAAUCAUUUCAGGGCUGAAAAGGGCUUGCCCACUUUCGUUCUGAGGCCCCAUUGCGGAGAAGCGGGCCCGGUGCAGCACUUGGUCUGCGGAUACAUGCUUUCCGAGAAUAUUUCUCAUGGGCUCUUGUUGAGGAAGGUCCCAGUUCUUCAGUACCUGUACUACUUGGCCCAAAUAGGAAUCGCCAUGUCUCCUCUUUCGAAUAAUAGCCUUUUUUUGAAUUACCACCGAAAUCCUCUGCCUGAAUACUUGGCCAGAGGACUGGUGGUUUCCCUAUCCACUGACGAUCCGCUACAGUUUCACUUCACCAAGGAGCCGUUAAUGGAAGAGUAUUCGAUUGCUGCCCAAGUGUGGAAACUGUCCAGUUGUGAUAUGUGCGAACUGGCGCGAAACAGUGUCUUAAUGUCAGGAUUUGGCCACAAGAGCAAACAGUAUUGGCUGGGCCCGAAUUAUACCAAGGAGGGAGUGGCUGGAAACGAUAUUGCUAGAACCAAUGUGCCAGACAUUCGAGUCGCUUUCAGGUAUGAAACGCUUAUUGAUGAGCUUUCAAACAUUUUCAAAAACCAUAGUCUAGAAGCCGAAGGAAUUUAAAUACACCCAGCAAUAACAAAGCCGAUUCGGGGCUUCUAGCGAUCCAUAUUUAAUUCGUAGCCCAACAACGUUCUAGUUCCAAUUAACAACUGAAAUUUGAUCUUCUAUCCCUGAUGAAUUCCUAGAAAAUAUUGUGAUUUCCGCAGCCUUAAAAAUCUGAAACGAAUAUAGGGUAAUACAGUUUCAGCUAGUUUCUGUAAUUUUAAAUAUUUUUAUAUUUCUUUUUAUUAAGUUAAUUAUAGUUACUAAGAUAUAUUCAUAUACUAUAUUAACACUUAGGGCGUUUACUAGAGGAGCCUAUAGGAAUAACUAAUUCAGCGCAUGCAGUUGUUUCGUUAUUUCGAUAUAACAAUUUAAUCCAUUAUCGACAAUAUUUAUUGUGUGUUCAAUCUAACAACGUUAAUUUUCCUAAUUAAAUGUACAUUUUCAAGAAGGAACUUUGCGUUUAUUGAAAAACGUUCGAUUUGAGCCAAGCAAUUACAUUAUGAUUGGUUUUCGAGUUUAGUGAAGAGCUGACUGAUGAUUAUUAGCAUUAGGAUUAUAUGGAAAAAUAUAUAGAAUUUUCAAAUGAAUAAAGCAGUUGCAAUA